This is a messenger RNA of Betta splendens (Siamese fighting fish), 1755 nucleotides long. RefSeq names its product P2Y purinoceptor 6-like. NCBI's taxonomy places the organism in Eukaryota, Metazoa, Chordata, Actinopteri, Anabantiformes, Osphronemidae. The transcript has a single exon. Gene Ontology annotation, molecular function: G protein-coupled receptor activity. Gene Ontology annotation, cellular component: plasma membrane. The record is from RefSeq and is a predicted model, not a curated record. Bases 462 to 1571 code for a protein of 369 amino acids. Gene Ontology annotation, biological process: G protein-coupled receptor signaling pathway.
UAGAUCAACAGUGGCUUAUUGUUCUCAGCCGACAGCAGAGCGUCGGCUUCCUGGACACGCUGGUGACGCUCACACACUAUGGAGACAGCUACUGUAAAUACAGGGAGCCCUGGGACACAGUCAGGCUUAAUGUGCUGCCUGAGACAGGAGCCAAUAAAUCACACUCCACUCUGAAGUAUUACACUUAUUAGAGUUAUGAGGUAGAUAUUAUUUCAUAUUAUUUAUGACUUAGGGGCAGGCGUGAAAAAUGCUAAAAUGUUCAAUACAGGACGAUCAAUAUUAAACAAUGCUGCUGGUUUCGUUCUGUGUCAGAUGUCUCUCGGUGAAGGUCCCUCUAGAAAACAAGCUGUAACUAAAGCAUUUUAACAAACACACACCUCGACCUCUACGCCUGCUUUGCAUCUGUGUGUGUUUCUGCACUGAUAUGGAUCAAGUGUAAAUUCUGAGGCGCAGAUUUAAAUAUGAAAAUGAUUCCCGAGGAUGCUGGAAUACUACAGGGCUCGUGUUUCUCCCGUUCGCACGUCCCUGCAUCAGGAAUGACGACGCGGCUGACGCUUCCCUGUUCUCAAACCCCAGACAUGCUGCUCGGGUUCCAGAACCAGUCAGCCGGGUUCUGCAGCCGCUCGGGGGACGGCCGGUGCCACUGCUACGCGCUGCAGGUCCUCUUCGCGCUCGCCCUCUCCGUGGGCAUCGUGGGAAACGCAGCCGCUCUCCUCAGCUACGCCUGCUCCAGGAGGAGCUCCAGCGGCGGCCGCGUUUUCCUGCUGAACCUGGCGCUGUGCGACUCAGCCUGGACCCUCACCCUCCCCGUCACGCUCUACUUCACCUCCCAGAGCCCCCGCCUGCGGGACCGGCAGAUCCUCUGCCAGUUCAGGAGGAUGUCCUUCAACGUCAACGUAUACGGCGGCAUCCUCUUCCUGGCGCUGAUCAGCUUCGACCGCUUCGUGGGCACCGUUCACCCCGUCAGCUCCAUCCGAUGGUGGGACGCGGGGAAGGCCAGGCUGUGCGCCGCCGGCACGUGGGCCGCGCUCGCCGUGAACUCCGUUCCUGAUGCGGUGGCGACUGCACUGUGGCCGGAAAGCGCCGGCGGGUGCAUGCACUACAUGCAGGGGCCGUUGCUCUACGUCGGGACGAUGGCCGCUAUCAGAACCGCGGUGGGGUUCCUGCUGCCCUUCAGCGCCAUGCUGGCCUUUUACACCAUGGCGGCCGGCGUGUUGAGGCGCCUCCCGCGGGGCGCGCGGCCCGGAGGAGCCCAGCGAGCCGGGGCGAAGCCGCUGCGCCUCGUCACCGCCGCCAUCCUCGUCUUCGCGGUGUCCUUCCUGCCUUAUCACGCCAUGGUCGUCACUGUGGUUUCCAUGAGGAUCCGAAACCAAAUCACACCUUCUAACACCCACGUCCUGUACACCUGCUAUGAGUUCCUGGAGGCGAUGUGCAGCGUAAGCAGCUGCCUGAACCCAGUGCUGUACAUCAUGGCCAGUGAGCAGUUCCAGAGGAGGCUGCGGGCCUUAAAGAGAGACAGGUCCAGAAGGCUGUGCUGCAGAGCGAGCAGGCGGGUCGGGGUAGUUACCUGAAUGAGCAGGACCUCGUCUCAGUUCAGUCUGAGAAAAGAGUGAAGGCAGAAGUUUGCACUGAAGACACAAAGGUCCAAAAGUAAAGGUGAUUAAAAAUGAUCAAUAGAAGAACUAAAGCCUGUCUGGCCUCACACUGAGUGAACACACACAUAUUCAGCCCACAGACGCACUGUAGGAGCUCUAC